This is a messenger RNA of Gekko japonicus, 2958 nucleotides long. It is a transcript of the gene SCNN1B, whose product is annotated as sodium channel, non voltage gated 1 beta subunit. Gene Ontology annotation, molecular function: ligand-gated sodium channel activity. NCBI's taxonomy places the organism in Eukaryota, Metazoa, Chordata, Lepidosauria, Squamata, Gekkonidae. The record is from RefSeq and is a predicted model, not a curated record. Gene Ontology annotation, cellular component: membrane. The coding region runs from base 297 to 2372 and encodes 691 amino acids. The transcript has 15 exons. Gene Ontology annotation, biological process: sodium ion transmembrane transport.
GCCGGCGCUCCGGCCCGCCCCGCUUAAAGGCGCCGCAGACGCCCCGUCGGGGAAGGAGGGAAGGAAGGAAGGAAGGAAGGAAGAGGCGCGCCGCCGAGCAGCCCGCAGGCAAGGCGCCAGGCACUCGAUCUGCCCCAAAGCACACAGUCACCGCUGGGAAGGUCUGAGAGACUCGGCCUGAUAAGGAGGCCGUUGACGGACACCCUGCGGCCCAGGACUGGCGCCCCGGAACGUGCUUCCUUUCCCCGUGGCAAAGAGUAAUGCUCCGCCCCAGCCUGCCGUAGACCACGACGACGAUGGAUCCGCCGCCGCUUUCGGGGGAAGAUGGGAGCGGGCCAGGUUCUAAAAGGACCCUGAAGCGGUACCUGGUGAAGGCCCUGCACCGCCUCCAGAAGGGCCCUGGCUACACCUACCGGGAGCUCCUGGUCUGGUACUGCGACAACACCAACACCCACGGCCCGAAGCGCAUCAUCCGCGAGGGCCCCAAGAAGAAGUUCACGUGGUUCAUCCUGACGCUGCUCUUCGCCUCCCUGGUGGUCUGGCAGUGGGGCAUCCUCAUCAACGCCUACCUCUCCUACAACGUCACCGCCUCCCUGGCCAUCGGCUUCAAGAGCAUGACCUUCCCGGCCGUCAGCAUCUGCAGCGCCAGCCCCUUCAAAUAUUCCCUGGUGAAGAACCGCCUGAAGGACCUGGACAGACUCAUCCACGUGGCCCUUGAGCGGCUGCUGUCCCCGGGCCCCCAGAACGGGACCGAGGCCCCCCCGGCCAACGCCAGCCAGAAACUGAACAUGAAGCUGUGGCGGCAGAUCCCCCUGGUGCUGAUCGCCGAGAGCCCGGGGGGCGAUCCGGUCGUCACUGACCUCCUGGGGGACGGCUCUGGCCCGCUCCCCACGAACUGCCCUGCCAUUGCCGCCGAAGAACCCACCUGCAAGCUGGCCAUCAAACUGUGCCGUCAGAAUGGCACCGAGUGUGAAUACCGGAACUUCACCAGCGCCGUGCAGGCGGUGUCCGAGUGGUACGUCCUGCAAUCCACCAGCAUCCUCUCCCGGAUGUCCAUGAGGGAAAAGAUGAGCGCGGGCUACCAGGCCAAGGACAUCAUCCUGGCUUGCCUGUACGGGGCACAGCCCUGCAACGUCAGAACCCCCCCCCGCCUCUACCACCCGGACCACGGCAACUGCUACAUCUUCAACUGGGGCAUGGAGGAGAAGCCGCUCCUCUCCUCCAAUCCGGGGGCAGAGUUUGGGCUGAAGCUCAUCCUGGACAUCAACCAGACGGACUACCUCCCCUUCCUCACCUCGACAGCCGGGGCCCGGCUGAUGCUGCAUGACCAGAAGAGCUUCCCCUUCCUCAAGGACGAGGGCAUCUUUGCCAUGGCCGGGACCGAGACCUCCAUCGGCGUGAUGGUGGACGAACUGCAGCGCCUGGAGUAUCCCUACAAUGACUGCACCGUCAACGGCUCCGACAUCGGCAUAGAGAACCUCUACGAAAACUACUGGGCGCUGCAGAAGGAAAUGAAGUCCUGCGGCAACUGCACGUUGGAGGAAGCUGCCGAGAGGAGCGCUGCGAAAAGCCAACUGAGGACGACAUAUUCCAUCCAGGCCUGCCUUCGCUCCUGCUUCCAGCAGCAGAUGGUGGACACGUGCCAUUGUGGCCACUCCACCUUCCCUCUGCCCGAAGGAGACAAGUAUUGCAACAACAAGGACUAUCCAGACUGGGCCCAUUGCUAUUCCACCCUGCGUGGGAGCCUGACCCACCGGCAGUUCUGCAUUGAGUCCUGUAAGGAGACUUGCAACAACACUCAGUAUAAAAUGACCAUUUCCAUGGCGGACUGGCCGUCGGAGGCGUCUGAGGACUGGAUCUUCCGCAUUUUGUCCUACGAGAGGAAUAAGUCGGAAACCAUCACUCUGAACAAGAGCGGCAUCAUCAAGUUGAACAUCUAUUUCCAAGAGUACAACUACCGCACCAUCUUGGAGGCAGCCACCACAACGAUGGUGUGGCUCCUCUCGAACCUGGGGGGCCAGUUCGGCUUCUGGAUGGGGGGCUCCGUCCUCUGCCUCAUCGAGUUCGGAGAGAUCAUCAUCGACUUCCUGUGGAUCACGAUCCUCAACCUCAUUGGCUGGUGCAAAGGGCUGCGGCAGAGGCGGGGCAAGGCCCCCCCGACAGCCCCUCCCACCGUGGCGCAGCGGGUGGAGGCCCACACCAACCGGGCCUUCCGGGAGGACGAAGCUGCCGCGCGUUACCUGCAGGCGGAAACUGCCUGCGAACCGGGCACACCGCCACCCAACUACGACUCCCUCCGCGUCUCCACCCUGGGCAUGGGGGAGCUGGACAGCGACGGGGAGGCGUCCUUGUCGGACCACAAGAUGGCUUAAAGGGCCUUUGCCUCCGUGCAGCAGGGCCAGAGAGCCCGGGGGAGCCUCUCUCCCUUCUCUUCUGGUGAACAGCCCUUGACUCUCUCUUUGGUUCCUCUCAGGAGGGGGCAGUUUCAGAUUUAGUGCUCUGGGGGGAGGGGGUGGCGGCAGGAGUUUGGGGGGAAACGCCCUUGGCUGCUUCUCUGUCUGACACGUGAAAAGACAGUUUUGUCCCAGCCAAAGGGUGGGUGGUGGCAGCCUUAGGAAGCCAGGCCAGGGGUGAAUUAGCAGGUUCUGAGUGCGGAGGGAGAGGCAGAGGGAGAGAUUUAAUCACCUGGUCCGAAAAGGGAGCUGGACUUGCAGGAGUGAGAAGCGACCCCCCCACACACACUACUCUUAAGCCUGCCUGCCGUGGUGCCUUCACUUGGGGGGGGGGCAGCUGCAGCAGUCGCUUAUCCCAGCCUGGCCCGCUGGCCACCAUGCUGGGCGGGUGGUGGCAGAAGAGAUGGAUCGAGGAUGCACCUGCGCUCCACCUGGUCUGUGGGAAAGAGCACGCCUGUCGCUGUGUGUUGGGGAAAAAUAGCCUUUAACGAGCCAAUAAAAAUGC